Molecule: messenger RNA, 1389 nt
Organism: Spinacia oleracea (spinach)
Lineage: Eukaryota; Viridiplantae; Streptophyta; Magnoliopsida; Caryophyllales; Amaranthaceae
Exons: 4
Coding region: 1-1389 (462 amino acids)
Biological process (GO): DNA transposition
Molecular function (GO): transposase activity; DNA binding
Source: RefSeq, a predicted model, not a curated record
AUGAUUCCACUAGGGUUUGUGCAGAGUGUGAGCACAAAGAUAAAGGUUGUAAAUGGAGAAUUUGGGCUUCAUGGGAGAGAGGAAGAAGAACACUACCAGAAUCUGUUUAAGGUUAACCCUUACAUGAGAGUGCAAGAUAUUCAGGAAACCAUUUGGUUAGAAAAGGGUAUAAGGGUGAGCAAAGACAAGGCUGCCAGGGCUAGGAGAAGGGGUCAAGCACUCAUUGUUGGUGAAUACAAAGAGCAGUAUGCAUUACUCCCAAGGUAUGCAGCUGAGAUACUAGGAAGCAAUCCAGGGAACACAUUGAAGUUGAAGUUGGAUGCAAAUGUGUUUGACAGACUGUAUUUGUGUUUUGAGGCACUUAGGAAAGGGUUCUUGGCAGGAUGCAGACCUUUCAUAUCACUUGAUGGAUGUUUCUUAAAGGGACCAUUUGGGGGUCAAUUGUUAGUAGCAGUAGGGAGGGAUGGAAACAAUCAAAUGUUCCCUUUGGCUUGGGCUGUUUGUGAGGUUGAGAGCACUGACACAUGGAGUUGGUUUCUAGAACUUCUAGCUACUGAUUUAGGCACUAGUGAAGGAGCAGGGUACACUUUCAUGUCUGACCAACAAAAGGGUUUACUUGCUGCUGUGUCAAAUGUGUUUCCACAAGCUGAAAGUAGGGUGUGUGCAAGGCAUGUGUACUGUAACUUUAGGGGAGUGUUUGGAGGUGGUUUAGAGUACAGAAAACAAUUUUGGACUAUUGCAAAAAGCAACACAGUAAAUCACUUCAAUGAAAACAUUGAAGUAAUGAGGGGUAUUUCACAUGAAGCUGCUGAAGACCUACUGAAAAGGAACUACAAGAAAUGGUGUAGGGCAUUCUACACUCCAUUAUCUUGUUGUGACAGUGUAGACAACAACAUGAGUGAGGUGUUUAAUGCAUACAUCUUGAGUGCAAGGCACAAGCCUAUUAUUACCAUGUUGGAAGAUAUCAGAGAGGGUUUGAUGGAAAGACUGCAUAAGAAAAGAGAUUUCAUUGGGAAAAAGGAGAUAAUGUUGUGUCCUAGGAUCCAAAUUCAGUUAGAGAAACACAAAAUUUGGGCUAGGGGUUGGAAUGCAUACUGGGAUGGUGGGUUUUGCUAUGGAGUAAGAGAAGGUGCAACACAGGUUAAGUAUGUGGUGGAUCUGAACCAACAUACUUGCAGUUGCAAUGCAUGGCAGACCUACAUGAAGGCAUAUGAAUUUUUGUUAGAGCCUUUAAAUGGUCCUCAAGAGUGGCCUACUUCUGAUAGCAUUGUUGUGGCUCCAAAGGUGAAAAAGGUCAAUGGAAGACCUAAAACAAAGAGGAGAUAUGGUGUUGGAGAGCUUAUGUGGUGUGAUAGGCCACAACAAAAGGGGUUGCAAGAAUGCCCCUAA